Molecule: messenger RNA, 408 nt
Organism: Staurois parvus
Lineage: Eukaryota; Metazoa; Chordata; Amphibia; Anura; Ranidae
Source: the annotation of a GenBank genome assembly
AUGCAGACUGCUUCUACAAACAUUGGUGAAAGACUGUGCAAUAAGUCCAUCCGUGACAUUUCCUGGCUACUAAAUAUUCCCCGGCCAACUGUUAGGGGGAUUAUAACAAAGUGGAAGCAACUGGGAACAACAGCCACUCAGCCACCAAGUGGUAGGCCACAUCACAUGACAGAGCGGGGUCAGCGCAUGCUGAAGCGCACAGUGCGCAGAAGUCACCAACUGUCUGCAGAGUCAAUAGCUAAAGACCUCCAAACUUGGUGUGGCCUUCAGAUGAGCCCAACAAGAGUGCGUAGAGAGCUCCAUGGAAUGGUUUUCCAUGGCCGAGCAGCUGCAUCCAAACCUUACAUCACCAAGUGCAAUGCAAAGUGUCGGAUGCCGUGGUGUAAAGCACGCCGCCACUGGACUCUA